AUGAUUACUUUUAAUCAACUUAGACAAAAAGCUCAAAAACAAUCUUGUUCUACUUGUGAUUCUGAAAAAUUAAACAAUAAUAGUCUUUCUCUUCGUGCUGACCAUGUUGUAAGUGAUAAUUCUUUUUCGGCUUAUUCAACAAAUCAUACUCCUCGUUUUAUGUUAAACAAAAAAAAUAAUCGUUUAAUUGAAUCGAGAAAAUGGAGGUCUACAAACGCAUUACCAAGUCCUCUUAGACAUUGUUCUCCAGUCCCUGAUGAUGAAGCUAUUUACCGUAUUUUACCUGCACCUUCUGUAUCACCUGGAACUGCUUAUGCAGAUAAUGAAAUUGCAUCUAUUCUUUCUCAAUCAAUACCAUCAGAUUCAACAAGUCCUUCAUAUCCUUGUACUAAUAGAUCAAUUGAUAUUCAUUAUAAUCCAAUUCCUAUGAGGGCUUUUGAAUUUAACGAAGAAGAUGAUGGUGAAUAUUGUUCACGUUGUUCUAAUCCUGGUAUUUUUCAAUAA
Messenger RNA from Entamoeba nuttalli P19, 504 nucleotides. RefSeq lists its product as hypothetical. The transcript has a single exon. Lineage: Eukaryota; Evosea; Mastigamoebida; Endamoebidae. The record is from RefSeq and is a predicted model, not a curated record. Bases 1 to 504 code for a protein of 167 amino acids.